CUCAAAAUCGAGCGAGAGAGAGAGAGAGAGAGAUGAUGGAGGGAGGGGAGGGAGACGCGGCGGCGCCGCCGCGCUACGCCCUGAACCCGUCGCGGAUCAGCAGCGAGGACAUACUCUUCUGCGUCGACGUCGACGCCGAGUGCCUGGCGGAGAUGAAGGUGACGGGCCCCAACGGCCGCCCCUUCACCCGGCUCGACACUGUCAAGCAGUCCCUCCUCCUCUUCGUCCACUCCAAGCUCGCCAUCAACCCCGACCACCGCUUCGCCUUCGCCACCCUCUCCAAGUCCGCUUCCUGGCUCCGUAAGGAGUUCAGCAGUGAUGUAGAGUCUGCAGCUGCUGCAGUUCGGAGUCUUCAAGCUACCUCAGCUAGUGGUCAUGCAGAUUUAACACAGCUAUUCCGAAUCGCGGCUCAUGAAGCAAAGAAAUCUCGUGCACAAAACAGAAUUUUCAGGGUGAUUCUCAUAUACUGCAGAUCAUCCAUACAGCCUCAGCACCAAUGGCCAGUUAACCAAAAGCUCUUCACUCUGGAUGUCAUCUACCUCCACGACAAGCCCGGACCAGAUAAUUGCCCGCAGCAGGUCUAUGAUGCCCUCGUCGAUGCGCUCGAACAUGUGAGCGAAUAUGAAGGGCACAUCCACGAGAGUGGUCAAGGCCUGACACGCAUCCUCUUUCGUCACAUGUGCAUGCUAUUGUCGCACCCUCAACAGCGAUGUCCUCAAGACUUCCUCGACAUUCCCAAGUCCCUCGUGAAGAAGUCACCUGCUCCCGACUCCGCACCUGCUGAAGAGAGCGCGAUUGUACCUAUCCAAAGAGAGUAAAAGCCCGUUUGAGUGCUUUGCAAUCGUUUAGCUUUUGCAAUGUGUUGGAGAAGCUUUUAUCUGCUGUCGGUCUUUCUGGAAGAGAAUCUGCAGCCGCAAUCUGCUCGAUGACCUUCAGCUGAGCUCCGAUGUUAUCCCGACAAGUCGCCCCUCAUGAAGUUCUGUAUAUUUACGUUACAAGAGCAGUAAACUUCAAUUGCAAUGUCCUGAAUCAUGUAUAGUCGUGGGUCGGAUCGCAUCUCGGACGUUCAGUGUUCUUUGCAGGUUGCAUUUGGUUAAACCCAUCAACUGAAUGUCUAGUGUCUCCAUGAUAUGUUAUUUACAGCCCCAUAUGGACUAUGCAAGCUCCAAA
Messenger RNA from Syzygium oleosum, 1170 nucleotides. RefSeq lists its product as uncharacterized. The record is from RefSeq and is a predicted model, not a curated record. The coding region runs from base 33 to 818 and encodes 261 amino acids. The transcript is spliced from 3 exons. Lineage: Eukaryota; Viridiplantae; Streptophyta; Magnoliopsida; Myrtales; Myrtaceae. Gene Ontology annotation, biological process: positive regulation of DNA repair. Gene Ontology annotation, cellular component: BRCA1-A complex; BRISC complex.